AUGCCGCCGAGAAACACGACGAGAGCCGAGGAGACUGCCAAGAAGACCUUGGACGAGCUCCAACUGGAAGCUGAUGAGGUCACGCGGUCGGCUACAGGAACCAGACGUGCUUGGACGAACGUCGAAACUCCCUGCGUGAAGCUGACAGUUCUGAUGAUGGAGCUCAUUGAUUUUGCCAGGGAACAAGGAAGCGUUGGCAGGGACAUCCAGGAACUGAUUGCCAAAGCGCUGGCAGAGGUUCUGCAGGAACUGGAUGACCCCAAGUUCACAGACACCGCGCUGGAUUUACUGAUGCAGCUAUUCCGCGAACAGGCAGCACCCAGGAUCACCAUUGCACGGUGUUUGGAGCGUAUGUAUGCCACCAAUCUCCAAGGCGGAGACCAGGUGAACCUUGCUUUCGAAUUCAUUCUGCGGCAAGGGCUGGGCCUGACGAAUGGCUCGACCACAGAGGCUAGCGAAUUGCGGGAUGUGCUGCUCGCGGCAGGCAUUACUCUCAUCGAGCAGCAUGGGGAGGAAUGCGCCGAAGAUUUGUACAAGACUGUGGAAAGCUUUGAGGAUAGUGCAGGCGCAAAAGCUGCAGGCGAGUCCGCCUCUUUGGGGAUCGCCGUGUUCUUGGGCGCCCUCUCCAAGCAUUUGGGCAAGGACAAUCCCAAGGUGGAGGAGACGAUCCCAAGGCUGCUUGCAAGGCUAUUGGACAAGUCAUCGACUCCUUCCGUUCAGGACGCCAUUGUGAAGGUGAUGCCGCCGCUGAUGAAGGCCAACAAGGAGCAGGCAGCGGAAGCCCUGGAACAGCUCCUGGAGACAGCCCUGGCACCCAAAACGGAUCCGGUAACCCGUCGUGGAGCAGCCAUGGGUCUUGGAGCUACUGUGAAAGGUUUGAGUAUCCAGGCUGUGUCGCAGUACCAGGUCUUGAAGCGGAUCGAGGAUGUUGCAGAGGACAAGAAGAGUGCAGCUGUGCGCGAGGGGGCUGUCCUUUGUUUGGAGGGUUUGGCCGUGAAUCUAGGCCGCCUCUUUGACCCCUACACUGUGAUGUCACUGCCCAUGCUGCAGAGGGCUUUCUCGGACUCACAGCAGACCGUGCGCAAAGCAUCACAAGUGGCUGCGAAUGCUAUGAUGUCACAAAUCAGUGGGCCAGGCGUGAAGCAGGUGCUGAAACCACUACUGGCUCCGAUCGAGGACCGCAACUCGCCGUGGCGCACAAAGCUGGGCAGCAUCGAACUACUGGCAUCAAUGACAAGCUGUGCCAGAGAGCGGUUGGGAGCCUGUCUGCCACAGGUGGUGCCUGCAUUGUGCAACGUCAUCAACGACGAGCACGCGAAGGUGAAAGAAGCUGCCCGUGAAGCUUUUAACAAGAUCGCCAACAUCAUCAAGAGCCCGGAGCUGCGAGCCAUUGCGCCGGAGCUGAUCUCGGCGCUGACAGAUGGAGCACAGUAUGAGCACAUCACCCGCGAUGUGCUGGACAAGCUUCUGGGUACUUCCUUCGCAACGCAUGUCGAUGCCCCGUCUCUUUCUCUUGUAUGCCCUGUCAUUCAGCGAGCCCUCAAAGAGCGCUCUGCGGAGAUGAAGCGGAAAGGGGCGCAGAUUGUGGGCUCCAUGGUAAUGCUGAUCAAGGAUCCGAAGGACAUACAGCCUUACCUUCCGCUUCUUCUGCCUCAGCUGAAGCUCACCCUAGUUGAUCCCAUUCCCGAUGUGCGGGCGACCUCUGCGAAAGCUUUCGGCAUUCUGGCCCAGGUCUUGCCAGAGGACAUGCUUGGCGAUGUCAUGCCGUGGCUCUUUGAGAUGCUGAAGUCGCCAGAGUCCAAUGUCGAGCGCACUGGAGCUGCACAUGGACUCUCCGAGGUUCUGAUGGCGAAAGGUCCGGAGCGGGUUCAGGAGCUUUUGCCGGACAUCCUCUUGAAUGCGAGCGACAAGGAUGCAGAGCCACUGGCGCGAGAGGGCUACUUGGGAUUGUUCGAGUACCUUCCGCCCGCCAUGGGAAGCAGUUUCGAGCCAUACCUGGAAGAGGUCCUCACAACGCUUCUGGAUGGCAUGUCUGACGACACUGCAUCUGUGCGAGAUACUGCUUUAAAGGCAGCGCAGGUAAUCAUCAGACACUUCGGCUCCUCCCAUACUGCACUUCUGCUGCCGCCACUGGAGGAGGGUGUCUUUGUCGUAGACUGGCGUGUGCGACAUGGAGCCAUUCAAUUGAUGGGACAGUUGAUUCAGCAGAUCCUGCGAGCGCACCGCAUUCCGACCAACAGCGCCGAGCUGAUGCAGGUCGAGGCGCUGCCCAAAGAAUGGCGAUGUCACAUGCUGGCUUCUUUGUACAUCGUGCGGAGCGAUGAGAAUGUCAUGGUCAAGCAGGCAUGCCAGCAGGUGUGGAAGGCCGUUGUGCAGAAUCCACCAAGAACUCUGAAAGAGUUGCUGCCGACGUUGAUGACACGCUUGAUCGCCAACCUUGCCUCUACAAAUCGUGAACGGCAGCGAGUCGCAGCUCGCUGCGUUGGUGACCUGGUUGGCAAACUCGGAGAGCGUGUUAUGCCGGAGCUGAUGCCAAUUUUCAUGGAGACGCUUUCGGAAGGUGACACGCAUGUGCGGGAGGGUGUGUGUCUGGGGCUGGCCGAGCUCAUCAAUGCCACCACGAAGGAGUUGCUCACGACGUAUUUGGAGCAGCUUAUUCCCGCGAUUCAGCAAGCCCUGAUUGAUGAUGAUGAAGCUGUGAGGCUUCAAGCAAGCACUGUUGUGGCCUUGCUUCACAGCGCAGUCGGCGCACGUGCGACAAACGAGAUCGUGGAAUGGCUGCUUGAUCAGCUCAUGGAGGAGGUGGUGGAAGAAGGCGACCUCUUCGUGCUCGGACUGGAGCAGCUGAUGAAGAAGCAGCCAGGAGCAGUGAAGGACCUGGUCCUCAGUCGCUUGACCUCUCCUGGAGAAGACGGUUGGACCAGGUUGCAGGUGCAAGGGCUGGCCUCUCUCGCAGUGGUUCCUGACAGCCAUACGGUCCACACACACCUGUCGGACGUGAUGCCCGUCUUCAUCAAAGUGGCAAGCAUCGAGGACGAGGAUCAGCCCGAGAUGCAGGAGAUAGCAAUUGAGUCUGCGACGCGGGUGAUGGACGCCGUGCAGCAAGACGGCUUGACGUUGUUGAUGACGGAGCUGCAGGGGCCGAUGCAGGACAAGAAGAAAGCCUCGCACCGCAGAGUGGCAGCACAACUUCUGAAGCACGUCUUUGAGAACACUAGCUUGGAGGUGGUGUCCGUCCUGAGCCUCAUACUCCCAGCGCUUUUACCAUCGGCGCUGGCCGAUGAGGAUGGCGAGGCUCUGGCUACUUCUAUGGCAGCACUGAAUGCCAUCACAAAGAAAUGCAAAAAGGAGGAGCUGGCCCCGUACUUGAACGAUGUGCGCUCGGCCGUCCUCAGCCUCAUCACAGACAGCCAAACCAAGAAGGAAGACCCGGACAUCUUCCUUCCAGGACUUUGCGAUCACAAGGGUUUGGAGCCUCUCUACCCCAUCUACCAGCAUGGGCUAAUGUAUGGGACUGCUGAAGCUCGAGAGUUGGCGGCAAAAGGUCUUGGCGAACUCGUCAACCACACAACGGAAAAGGCAUUGGCACCCUAUGCUGUCAAGAUCACAGGUCCCUUGAUCCGCAUUGUCGGUGACAAGUUCCCUGGCAACGUCAAGAAGGCGAUCGUGGACACUUUGCAGGCCCUCCUUAUCCGAGGAGGUGAGACACUGAAGCCUUUCCUGCCGCAGCUGCAGACAACCUACGUGAAGUGUCUCACAGACCCACCAAAUUCAGAGGCAGUUCGUCGCAAAGCCGCAGAGUCCCUUGGACUUCUGGCACGAAGGGCCGCGCGCACCGAGCCGCUUAUCAAUGAGCUCAGCGCUUUCCCCGGCAACUCAGACCCAGCUGCGCGAGUUGCACUCGUCGUCGCCCUGGGCGAGGUGCUGCUCAAUGUGAAGCAGAGUCCAAGUGCGGCCGUCCAGGAGAAGGCCUUGAAUGCCGUGGUGUCUCGUGGCUCCACCGCCGACGCUGCAGCUGAUGAGCGGCAGGCCUGCGGCUGGGCUCUGGGCAUCUUGCUGAGGAGGCAUAUGCCAGCGGAAGAAGCCGUGGAAGCAUUCAAUGAGAAGGUAUCGCCGUCUAUCACCGAGAAGGGUCCCCAGCGCAGCUUUGCAGCUUUCGCCCUAGCAGGGAUUUGUUGGAUACAGCAGCCGAACCUCGCGGAGCCAGCCGAAGAGUCCUUGAUGAAGCCUGCAGACGAUUUGUCGGUGUCCUGCCUGCCACAGCUCUUGAAGGAUAAGGAUGCCGAGGUCCAGGCUGCUGGACUGGCGUUGGCUGCCAGUUUGGCGAAGCUACAUGCGCAGAGCUCUGGAUCUUUGAGCUUUGAUCCGCUCAAAGCAGCAGCGGAACGUAUCGCCGCGCUGGUCGUUUCAGGCGAUGCGGGUGUCCCGGGCCGACUGCCCGUGCUGGCUGCGCGGCACUUCCUUGCAGCCUGUACGCUUGAGGCAAAAGGAGUCUCCGUGAGUGUCGCUGCUGCGCAAGUGGCUGCAGCCGUGGCACAGCGCAGUGCCGCCUGGGAGGAUGCAGAGGACGGCGAACGUGCUUUGGCGGCUGCCUUGCCUGUCGAGAGCCGCAAUGAGGAGGGCACAAAAGCAGCGCUGGAAAAGUUGGCGGGCUGCCUUGAUGGCAAGGCAGCGCAGGCAUUGAAGACCUUCGGAGCAGCAAGAAUACGAAGCCUGUCGUUCUUCACUGGUUGCAGCGAUUUCGCCUGGGACCUGUGA
This is a messenger RNA of Symbiodinium sp. CCMP2456, 4758 nucleotides long. The record is from the annotation of a GenBank genome assembly. Lineage: Eukaryota; Dinophyceae; Suessiales; Symbiodiniaceae.